Rhododendron vialii is the source of this 2561-nucleotide messenger RNA. RefSeq names its product probable protein phosphatase 2C 4. Lineage: Eukaryota; Viridiplantae; Streptophyta; Magnoliopsida; Ericales; Ericaceae. The coding region runs from base 224 to 2314 and encodes 696 amino acids. The transcript has 4 exons. Gene Ontology annotation, biological process: protein dephosphorylation. Gene Ontology annotation, molecular function: protein serine/threonine phosphatase activity. The record is from RefSeq and is a predicted model, not a curated record.
UGAUUUCAAAAAUCUCCACCCAAAAGUCAACUCCUCUCUCUCUCUCUCUCUUCCUACUUCUUCAACCCUUUCUUCCUCUUUCCUUCCCCCUCUCUCUCUCUCUACUCUCUACUCUCUCCUCUCUCUCCCCCUCCUCACACAAUAUUUGCCAUGAAAUUUCAGGUACCCUCUUCAUUCCACUGAAGCUUUCAUCCUUCAAUUUCUUCUAUAUAUUUUUUCUGCGAUGGGUAACGGAUUGGGAAAAAUCAGCGGCUGCUUCACCGGCGGCGAUAAAGACCCGGCCGUGGUGAUAUCCGACCCGGUAGACGACCUGGGCCACUCGUUCUGCUACGUCCGGCCCGACCCGACCCGACUAUCCUCCUCCAAGGUCCACUCGGAGGAGGAAACGACGACGUUCCGCACGAUCUCCGGCGCCUCCGUCAGCGCCAACACCUCCACCCCUCUCUCCACCGCCUUCGUCGACCUCUACAGCUACAACUCCAUCGACCACUCCUCCUCCGCCGCCUUCGAGUCCUCCACCUCUUUCGCCUCCAUCCCCCUCCAGCCCAUCCCCCGAAACUCGGGCUCGGGCCCCCUCCCGUCUAGUUACUUCGGGGGAGGAGUGGUCCCCACCUCGGGCCCGAUCGAACGCGGAUUUCUAUCCGGCCCUAUCGAACGGGGGUUCCUAUCGGGCCCCCUUGACCGGGGCGGCCUCUUUUCCGGUCCAAUGGAAAAGACGAAUAGCUCAUCUGAUCAGUUUCAGAGGAGCUAUUCACACGGAUCUUUCAGCGCCCGACCCAGAUCGAGCAAAGGGUCGUUGAUCCGGGCACUCCAAAGAGUGCUCUCGAAGACGAUUUCGCGCGGGCAGAGCUCGAUCGUCGCCCCGAUGGUUAAAUCCGUUAAAGAACAGGAUUGGAUCGUCGGGUCCGACAAGCAAAACGAGCUGACGAUCAGCAGCGAUGUCAGUUUAGACGACGAGGAUUCGUUGGAGGGGGGCCAGAAUAACCUGCAGUGGGCGCAGGGGAAGGCCGGUGAGGAUCGGGUCCACGUCGUCGUUUCUGAAGAACACGGGUGGGUUUUCGUUGGGAUAUAUGACGGAUUUAACGGCCCCGAUGCGCCUGAUUAUCUACUCUCUAACCUUUACUCUGCUGUUCAUAAGGAGGUGAAAGGAUUACUAUGGGAUGACAAGUGUGAAUCCUCAUCUAAUUCCACCUCCUCUGUUCCUUCUGAAAACCCUAAUUCGGAUUCGUGUCGCGAUGCCAAGGACGUGUGUUCUCGAUGCGUCGAGCAAGAGAAUUAUCCUUGUGGGAGUGGGGAUGCUAAUUGCGAAUCGAUGAGAAAGAAGGGUGGGAAGAAUUGGAGGAGUAAGUACAAGGGUGCGGCGAAGAAAUGGGAGGAGAAUCAGAGGAGGUGGAGGUGUAAAUGGGAUCGAGAGCGGCUAGAGCUGGAUCAGAGGCUAAAAGAGCACAUGAAUCGAAAUGGGUCGGGGGCAAUUGAUCAUUCGGAUGUGUUGAGUGCGCUUUCGCAGGCGCUGAGGAAGACGGAGGAGGCUUAUUUGGAUAUUGCUGAUAAGAUGCUGGUGGAGAAUCCUGAGUUGGCUUUGAUGGGUUCUUGUGUGCUUGUAAUGCUGAUGAAAGGGGAGGAUGUUUAUGUGAUGAGUGUUGGGGACAGCAGAGCUGUUUUGGGUAAAAAGGCCGAGCCUGAUCUGUGGCGACAAGAUUUGGAAAGGAUCAAAGAGGAAACUUUUCAUGAUCUUGAAUUUGAUGGUGAUAGAUCCAAUGUAACGCCUAGUUUAACUGCUUUUCAGCUCACUGUGGAUCAUAGCACCUCUAUUGAUGAGGAAGUCAAGAGAAUAAAGAAUGAACAUCCAGAUGAUGCUUGUGCCGUGGUGAAUGACCGCGUGAAAGGUUCGUUGAAGGUCACUCGAGCUUUCGGGGCUGGUUUUCUCAAGCAGCCUAAAUGGAACAAUGCUCUUCUGGAAAUGUUCCGAAUCGACUAUGUCGGAACUUCCCCAUACAUUAAUUGUCUACCGCAUCUGUACCACCACAGAUUAGGGCCAAGAGACAGAUUUUUGAUACUGUCAUCGGAUGGACUUUAUCAAUACUUCACAAACGAAGAAGCUGUUUCUGAAGUCGAACUUUUCAUCGCAUGGUCACCCGAAGGAGAUCCAGCCCAACACCUUGUUGAGGAACUUCUUUUUCGCGCUGCAAAGAAAGCUGGUAUGGACUUUCAUGAAUUGCUUGAAAUACCACAAGGGGAUCGACGUCGAUACCACGAUGAUGUUUCGAUCAUUGUUAUCUCACUGGAAGGACGGAUAUGGAGAUCGUGUGUAUAGUUAGGGGGGAAAAUCGUGGUUCAAAAUCAUAUAGAGACCUCGACGGAGACUAUUGGGCUCAUAUCCAAUUUUGGGAAUUUUGUUUCCUGGUCACCUUUGUGACAUUACCAAUUCAAGUACUGGGUGGUGAAAAUGAGCCGGGCAGUGGGGAAUGUAAAGGUGUGAAAGCUGCUUCAUGUUGAUUAUAAACUGUCAUACAAAAUUGUAAUUUCUCCAAUAAAUGACCACAAAGGAAUUUUGUUCACCA